AUGCCAACGUAUAAGGAUGCUUCCGUCAGUGCCAUUGAGGAGAGUGAUCAAGGCAAAUUGAUCCGCAAGGUUGAAGAGAUUCAAACCCCUAUCACCAGGAUAAGAGCGCAAUUGCUGAAGAGUGGACUAAUCCCGGAGGAGCUAGUUGCUGAAGAUAACAAUAAAAAAUUGAGGAAUUUUAUACAACAAAUGUUGGAUCGAGGCGAGUUACAGAUAAAUUGUCGUGUCAAGAGCAAGCGCCAGGAAGAGAUAGCCCUGGUGGACAUCUCUUAUGAUGAGGUUAAAGUGGAAAUACCUAUAAGCCCAUUGGUGAUAGAGUUUCCAGCACCGUUCGCAUAUAAAUAUGAGAAGGCAGUCCCGUGGAUAUAUCAGCCCAAGGCUUUUAAGCAGGGGAAGGAAGACCAACCUUUGAUGAUCAACGAACCAAAUGUCACUUCAAUUAUGGGGCCAGCAGGAAUGACACGUAGUGGCCGAGUGUUCGCGCCAAGAACUGAUGAUACUUCUGCAAAGACUAAAGGGAAGAAAGUUGAUGUCCAGAUCCCCGUCCCUAAUCAAGAAAUGCAAGACAUGCACUUGUCUCCUAAAGCUGCAGUCACUCGUGAAGAGGCUGAGGAAUUUCUGAGGAUAAUCAAGAAGAGAAAUUAUAAGGUGGUGGACCAACUGAAUCAAACACCUUCAAAGAUCUCCAUGUUAUCUCCAUUGCUCAACUCAGAAGCAUACAUGAACUCGUUGUUGAAAGUAUUAAGCAUUGCACAUAUCACAAAGGACAUAACGAUAGAACAGUUUGACGAUGUGAUAACUAGUGUGACCACUGGGAAUUUUUGGGGUUCUAAUGAUGAUGAACUGCCGAUCGAGGGAAAGAACCAUAACAAAGCCCUAAAUAUCUCCUUGAAAUGCAUAGACAUUAUACUAUCAAGGGUAUUAGUGGACACAGGUUCCUCACUGAAUGUCAUGCUGAAGACAACUUUGAUAAAGCUGCUAAUAGAAGGGAUAAGUAUGAAACCCAACACCCUAAUCGUAAAGGCAUUUGAUGGCUCAAGGCGAGCAAUGAUAGGAGAGGUUGACUUACCAAUCAAGAUAGGUCCAACUAUUUUCAAUAUCACGUUCCAGAUGAUUGUGAUUGGAGGAGAGGAGGAUAUCUUGGUUAGCCACUUGACAUCUUUGCGAUAUAUCGAGGUGGAUGGCGAGAUAACUGAAACACCAUUCCAAUCCUUGGAAGUGGUAAAUAUGAUGGUCAUCCAACAGACAUUGGAGACCCCGAAAUCAGGACUAUCCAUGGCCUCGUGGCAAGGAGCUAAGGCUGUUAUGGAAAGUGAAAAUGCUUAA
Molecule: messenger RNA, 1326 nt
Organism: Lathyrus oleraceus (garden pea)
Lineage: Eukaryota; Viridiplantae; Streptophyta; Magnoliopsida; Fabales; Fabaceae
Exons: 2
Coding region: 1-1326 (441 amino acids)
Source: RefSeq, a predicted model, not a curated record